AGCUUGGGGCGCCAUGGCCGAGGAGCCGGCGCUGAGCUCGGAGUCGGUGCUGCGGUUCCUGGCGGCGCGGGGCGGGCGGGCGCGGAACACGGAGCUGCUGGAGCAUUUCCGGGGCUGGCUGAGCCCCCCGGAGCCGGAGCGCCGCGCCCGGGCCCGCCAGCGCUUCAAGGAGCUGGUCAACGCCGUGGCCACCGUGCGGCUGGAGCCCGGCUCCGGCGCCAAGUACGUGCAGCUGCGGCGGCGCUACCGGCCCGGGGGGACCCCGGCUGCGAACAAGCCGGACUCGCCGCCCGGUGACCGGCCCCUCGAACCCGGCGGUAGCGAGACCGCCGCUCCCCUCGAUCCCCGAGCGGCGCCCGGGCCCGAGCCGCUGCCUGACAUCGCGGACACCGCCCCCUUAGACCCCCCAGUAGCGCUGCAGCUGCUGCCCAGCAUCGCGGUGACCCCUGAGGAGGAGGCGGACUCGGUACAGCGGAGUCGGGACUCCUCGCCUUGCCCCGGGGGGCAGCCGGGGGAGAUCGCGCCAGCUGCCCCGGGGAAGCCGGACCCCGAGGAUGGGGCGCUCCUGGGGAAGGGCCCCCCUAGCUGCCCGCAACAGCCUCCCCAGGCGGGGAGCGGGAGCGACUUGCCCCGGCUGGGCCAGGUGCCCCCGGGCGGCGGCAGGAAGAGGAGCUCGCGGCGCAGUGUGGCCCGGGGGCUGCAGGCGCAGCCGGGGCACGGCGCGGAGGAGACGGUUGUCCCUGGCCGGCUUGCCGAAGAGGAGGGGGCCGAGGCCGGUUCCGGCUCCCCCUGCUCCCCGGGCAGCUCCGGCGGGGGGGCCACCCCUAGGUCCGGCCGCAAGAACUUCCGCGAGUUGAUGAUGGGCAGCUCCCCCCAGCUGAAACGGAGUUUCUUCCCCAGCGCCCCCCGAGCCCGCGGGGGGGACUCGGACAGCGCCUCGCUGGCCUCCUCCACGGCCGAGGAAGAGAGCGGCGGGGGGAGCUCGGUGGCGCUGGACCCGCUGGAGCACGCCUGGAUGCUGUCAGCCGCGGACGGCCGGUGGGAGAGCCUGGAGGGGCUGCUGAGCAGUGAGCCGGGGCUGCUCUCCAAGCGCGACUUCAUCACCGGCUUCACUUGCCUGCACUGGGCCGCCAAGCACGGGCGCCACGAGCUGCUCGCCAUGCUAGUCAACUUCGCGCACAAGCAGCGGCUGCCCAUCAACAUCAACGCGCGCACCAGCGGCGGGUACACGGCGCUGCACCUGGCGGCCAUGCACGGCCACCUGGAAGUGGUCAAGCUGCUUGUGGGGGCCUACGACGCAGACGUGGAUGUCAGGGACUACAGCGGGCGCAAGGCCUCCAACUACCUGAGCCAGGGCACCACAGAGGAGAUGCGGAGCCUGGUGGGGGGCCUGCAGGAGGAGGGCGAGGGCACUGUGGGCAAUGGGAGCGGGCGCUGGAGACUCUCCAAGGUGCUCCCCUCCAACCUCAUUACCCACAAACUCUCUCACCACCACCAGGGGCAGGGCGAGGAGACUGAGUCCAGCGAAGGGGCAGCGGCCCAGGGCAGGGAGAUGAGUAGGAAAACCUCAAAUAGCGGCAGAAUGAAACCACGGCUCAACAAAAUCCGAUUCCGCACCCAGAUCAUCCACACCACCCCCUCUUUCCGAGGGGAGGCUGAGGAGGAGGAGGAGGAGCAGGAGGAGAAGCCACUGAAAACGUCCUUCAAGCUCAGACCCAAAUCCAAUGUCUUUGGUUAAGCAGGGAAACAAGCAGUAUCUAAAUCAGGGGUGUUACAUGCUCCUGAACCCAUUCUGUAAGUAGUGCAGAAGAGGGGUGAUGUUUGCAGGCCUGUGUGAGUGACAAUCCCUCAUCCAGAACUCAUGCAUUCUCCUGGGGAUAAAGCAAAAUGCCUUGUUUUAACUUCUGAGUUUCAUGAAGUGUAAAUAUCUGCAGGGCUCUUGGGAUUUAGCAGUUUCCAGGAAAUAGCUGCUUCA
Gopherus evgoodei (Goodes thornscrub tortoise) is the source of this 1975-nucleotide messenger RNA. RefSeq names its product sosondowah ankyrin repeat domain family member C (gene SOWAHC). NCBI's taxonomy places the organism in Eukaryota, Metazoa, Chordata, Testudines, Testudinidae. The transcript has a single exon. The record is from RefSeq and is a predicted model, not a curated record. Gene Ontology annotation, molecular function: protein binding. The coding region runs from base 14 to 1738 and encodes 574 amino acids.